Messenger RNA from Dermacentor silvarum, 3595 nucleotides. RefSeq names its product eIF-2-alpha kinase activator GCN1. The transcript is spliced from 22 exons. Gene Ontology annotation, biological process: cellular response to amino acid starvation; regulation of translation. Gene Ontology annotation, molecular function: protein binding; protein kinase regulator activity. NCBI's taxonomy places the organism in Eukaryota, Metazoa, Arthropoda, Arachnida, Ixodida, Ixodidae. Gene Ontology annotation, cellular component: cytosol. Bases 1 to 3513 code for a protein of 1170 amino acids. The record is from RefSeq and is a predicted model, not a curated record.
AUGACCAUCUCCACAGUAAACGUUGUGCCGCUGUCGCGUUCAGGGUCAGUGGAGCUGCUGGGUGCGAUGGCGUACUGUGCGCCCAAGCAGCUGUCGUCCUGCCUGCCCUCCAUCGUGCCCAAGCUCAUCGAGGUGCUGUCGGACUCGCACGUCAAAGUGCAGCGGGCGGGCGCCCAGGCUCUCAAGCAGAUUGGUUCCGUCAUCAAGAACCCAGAGAUCCAGGCCAUUGUGCCAGUGCUGUUGGAUGCCCUACAAGACCCGGCCGAGAAGACAUCCGGCUGUCUGGCGACACUGCUGAAUACAAAGUUUGUGCACUUCAUAGACGCGCCGUCGUUGGCAUUGAUCAUGCCUGUGGUGCAGCGUGCCUUCCAGGAUCGCUCGACAGAGACCAAGAAGAUGGCCGCACAGAUCAUCGGCAACAUGUACUCCCUCACCGACCACAAGGACCUGGCCCCUUACCUACCAGCCAUUAUACCGGGCCUGAAGCAGGCCCUCCUGGAUCCUGUACCAGAGGUGCGGAGCGUGUCCUCGCGUGCCCUGGGCGCGAUGAUCAAGGGCAUGGGUGAGACCUGCUUUGAGGACCUCAUCCCCUGGCUCAUGCAGACACUCACCUCGGAGUCCUCGCCCGUUGAUAGAUCGGGAGCAGCCCAAGGCCUGAGUGAAGUGCUCGGAGGCUUGGGAGUGGAGAAGCUGCAGACGCUGAUGCCAGAGAUCAUCUUGACGGCGGAGCGGACAGACAUUGCACCGCACGUCAAGGAUGGCUAUGUCAUGAUGUUCAUAUACCUGCCGGGCGUGUUCCAGAAGGAGUUCACCCCCUACAUAUCACAGAUCAUCAACCCCAUUCUCAAGGCAUUAGCAGACGAGAACGAGUAUGUGCGGGAGACAGCACUCCGGGCAGGCCAACGCAUGGUGAACAUGUACGCAGAAACGGCCAUGACCCUGCUGCUGCCCCAACUGGAGAAAGGGCUCUUUGAUGACAACUGGCGCAUCCGAUACUCUUCGGUUCAGCUCCUUGGUGACCUUCUGUACAAGAUCUCGGGUGUGACAGGAAAGAUGACCACAGAAACUGCCCACGAAGAUGACAACUUUGGCACAGAACAGUCUCAUAAGGCGAUCAUGAUAGCCCUGGGUGAGGAACGUCGCAACCGGGUGCUGGCUGGCCUGUACAUGGGUCGCCUGGACACCUCGCUGAUGGUGCGCCAGGCGUCCCUGCACGUCUGGAAAGUGGUGGUGACCAACACGCCCCGCACCCUGCGCGAGAUCCUGCCCACCCUGUUCUCCCUGCUCCUGGGAUUCCUGGCCAGCAGCAGCUACGACAAGCAGCAGGUGGCAGCGCGCACCCUGGGCGACCUGGUGCGCAAGCUGGGCGAGCGGGUGCUGCCUGAAAUUGUGCCCAUCCUGGAACAAGGCCUGGACUCGGAUCUGCCCGACCAGCGCCAGGGUGUGUGCGUUGGGCUGAGCGAGAUCCUGGCCUCGACAUCGCGUGACAUGGUGCUCACCUUCCUCGACAGCCUCGUGCCCACCGUCAGGAGAGCCUUGUGCGAUCCCCUGAAGGAGGUGCGCGUAGCCGCAGCGAAGACAUUUGACAACCUGCACUCGACAGUUGGCUCCAGGGCUCUGGACGACAUCCUGUCCCCGUUGCUGAUGCAGCUGGGCCAGGGUGACUCUGUACUGGCCGAGAACACACUGGACGGCCUGCGGCAAGUGAUGGCCAUCAAGAGCAGAGUCGUGCUGCCCUACUUGAUACCACAGCUGACAACGCCUCCUGUAAACACCAAAGCCCUGUCGCAUUUGUCAGCCGUGGCUGGAGAGUCCCUGUCGCGGCACCUGCCCAAGAUCCUGCCGGCACUGCUGACAGCGUUCAGUGCCUCGCUGGACACACCCAAACAACAGGAGGAGCUGGAACAUUGCCAAGCUGUGGUGCUGUCGGUGGUGGACGAGGCCGGAGUGCAGACGGUGGUGGAGCAGCUGCUCGCGGGUGCCCGACAGCCCAGCCAGCGGCGUGCGGCCGUGGCAUUGCUGUGCGCGUUCUGCGCCCAUUCCAGGGCACCCCUCACUCCGCACGUGCCUCAGCUGCUUAGGGAGCUGCUGCGUCUAUUCACCGACACAGACCGCCACGUGCUGCAGCUUGCCGGGGAGGCCCUUGCUGCCGUCACCAAGACCCUGGACACGAACCAGCAGAUUGAGUACGUGAUGGAUGUGCGGCAGGCGAUCCGUUUUGCGGCUAGCGACCUGAAGGGCCAGGAGUACCUGCCGGGCUUCUGCCAGGAGAAGGGCAUCUCGCCCAUUCUGCCCAUCUUCCGUGAGGCCAUCCUCAUCGGGGUGCCCGAACUCAAGGAACAAGCGGCACAGGGGCUUGGCGAGGUGAUCCGGCUAACAGAUGCCGCCUCCUUGCGGCAGUCGGUCAUCAGCAUCACGGGGCCGCUCAUUCGUAUCCUAGGCGACCGAUUCAGCUUCAGCGUCAAAGUGGCUGUGCUUGAGACGCUUGCUCUAUUACUCGCAAAGGUUGGGGUGCAGCUGAAACCAUUCCUGCCUCAGCUGCAAACCACCUUCUUGAAAGCACUCAAUGACGGCAACCGGCAGGUGAGGCUAAAGGCCUCGGUAGCGCUGAGUCACCUCAUUGUCAUUCACACACGCUGCGAUCCAGUCUUCCAGGAGUUGCACAACUCGGUCAAGAACCAGGAUGAUCCCACUGUCAGAGAGACGAUGCUGUACGCGCUGCACCGUGUGGUGGCAGCAGCGGGCCACAAGAUGUCGGACCUGAUGCGGCGGAGUGUGACGGCCAGCGUGAGCAGCUACCUGAGCAGCUCCGAGGAUGGCUGCCGCACGGCUGCUGCCGGGUGCCUGGGCUCUCUUUGCCGGUGGCUGCCACCGGAUGAGCUGGCCGUCUUCGCCCGAGAACACCUACUAAGCGAUGACCCUAGCGAGGACUGGACAUUAAGGCAUGGUUGCAGCGUGACGCUCUCGGUGGCGCUGAAGCAAGCUCCCGAGCGCAUCCUCACGGACGACUGGAGAGAACGAGUGUUCAAGACACUGAUCAAGUACAUGACUGCCGACCGGGUGCCCAUUGUGAUUGGUGGAGUGCGUGGGACUGGCCACUGCUUACGUCACAUGCUUCUCAACUCUGAGGAGCUGCCGCAAGUGCUACUGACAACAUUUGCCAAGUGCCUGAACCACGGGAGCAACGAAGUGAAGCAGCUGGUGGCCCAGACGGUGCAAUGGCUGUCGCGCAGCCUGGACAAGGGCGCGCCCCCACAACUGCUGCGAACCCUGGUGCCCCAACUGGUGAACGGAACCAAGGAGAAGAACACCAUGGUGCGCGCCAACAGCGAGUACGCCCUGGUCGCCCUGCUGCACCUGCGCACCUCCACACAGGGGCUCGAGGAAUGCCUAGCGGCGCUCGACCCAGGGGCGAGGGAGUCCCUGCAAGAUGUCUACACCAAAGUGCUGCGCAAGGUGGCCUCCCAUCCAGAGCCUAAGGAGGAAGAUCUCGAUGAUGGAGUCCUCUCCUGAUCGUCUCCCUUGCCCUUCCCUCCCCAAUCCUCUCCCCUCAACAAUGCACAGAUUAAAAAAGAAAGAUGUGUGUAAAGUUUAA